GUAAUGUUAACCUGAAAACACUAUAAAACUUCCUGUCAACUGGUGAUUGGCAAUGAGUUGAGCAGAAAAGGAAAAAACAAUCCUCUUACAUUGAUAACGUUUCUUCACCUAUAUCACACAUUAAUAGUUAUGGAUUCUCCAGAUGAACUCCAAGAACCCAUUCUACAAUCACAUUCUCAACCUGCUGCUGCUCUUCACAAUGAAGUGAACUCCAUGCUCGAAAAGGUACUAAACGACACCGAAUUACCCUACCUGAAGCGCAUCAUGUUGGCUUCAGCAAUUGAACUGAAGCUCCUUUUCCGCCUGGCUGGACCUGCUGUUUUUGUUUACAUGAUCAAUAAUUUCAUGUCCUUGUCAACCAGAAUCUUCGCUGGCCACCUUGGCAAUCUUCAACUGGCUGCUGCCUCUCUUGGCAAUAGCGGCAUCCAACUCUUUGCCUAUGGCCUUAUGUUAGGUAUGGGAAGUGCUGUGGAAACUCUAUGUGGGCAAGCUUUUGGAGCUCGCAAGCAUGAAAUGCUAGGGACAUAUCUCCAAAGAGCAACAGUUGUGCUCACUGUAACAGGAAUACCAUUAACUAUUAUCUACCUUUUAUCAAAGCCAAUUUUGCUUUUAUUAGGUGAACCAAACACAGUAGCAUCAGCAGCAGCAGUGUUUGUUUAUGGACUAAUACCACAAAUUUUCGCUUAUGCUGUGAAUUUUCCAAUUCAGAAAUUCCUUCAAUCACAAAGCAUAGUAAACCCAAGUGCCAUCAUAUCAGCAACUACUCUUAUUCUCCACUUAUUACUGACUUGGCUUGCAGUGUACAAGAUGGGAUUGGGAUUGAUAGGUUGUUCACUAGUGUUGAGCUUGUCAUGGUGGAUAAUUGUGAGUGCUCAGUUUGUUUAUAUAGUGAAGAGUGAUAAGUGUAACUACACAUGGAAUGGGUUUACCUUGCAGGCCUUUUCUGGGCUUUGGGAGUUUGUAAAAUUAUCAGCAGGGUCGGCAGUGAUGUUGUGCUUGGAAACCUGGUAUUUACAGAUUUUGGUAUUGAUUUCUGGCCUCCUCAAAAAUCCUGAGAUUUCUUUGGACGCCCUUUCAGUGUGUCUGGGUAUAUAUGGGUUGCUGUUUAUGGUCUCCGUCGGUUUCAACGCCGCUGCAAGUGUUAGAGUUAGCAAUGAACUGGGAGCUGGGAACCCAAAGUCAGCAGCAUGUUCAGUUGUUGUGGUGACUUCGGUUUCGCUGAUAAUUGCAGUUAUGGAAGCAGUUGUUGUGCUUUCUCUACGACAUGUAAUCAGUUAUGCCUUCACUGAAGGAGAAACCGUAGCCAAGGCUGUCUCUGAGCUUUGUCCGUUAUUAGCUGUCUCUCUCAUACUGAAUGGGAUUCAACCAGUUUUGUCCGGGGUGGCAGUUGGGUGUGGAUGGCAAGCCUUUGUGGCGUAUGUAAAUGUGGGAUGCUAUUAUUUCGUUGGAAUUCCAUUGGGAUGUGUUCUUGGCUUUAAGUUUGAUUUUGGUGCAAAGGGAAUAUGGUCUGGGAUGCUAGGAGGAACAACUAUGCAGACUCUCAUUUUAUUAUGGGUAACAUUUCGUACUGAUUGGAUUAAAGAGGUUGAGAAGGCUAAGAUACGAUUGGACAAAUGGGAGGAUAAUAAGGAAGCACUCUAAAAUAAAUGAAGAUACUCUAAAAUGAAUGUGCGAUGGAUAUUGAAAUGGGCCUAAUUAGCAGACUGCUUAUUUAUUCAACCGCUGGCAGCCCAAUCCAUAAUGGAUGGGCUUCGAUCUUUUGGGCGCAUUAUGAAAAUGAUGGCCCAAUUUAUUGGCUCACUUUGUACUCAUGUGUCCCUAUUUUGAGAAUGAAUUUAACAAUGGUAGUUAUUAAAGAACAAACAGGAAACAAAUAAAGCAUGAAGGUUGACGUUGAGCUGGUCUGGCCUAACGUGACCCCAACCGGUUACUGUUAGUGGAGUGGAGAAAUUGAAGGACUGCCAUACAUGUACCCAGUGACAGAGUAUUUAGUAUUUUUAAGAUAAACCGGGUUUUUUUUCUAAUUGAUUGAACUCAAAUCAUCAUUAAUCAAGCAGGUUUGAUUUGACAGUUGUUAUAUAA
Jatropha curcas is the source of this 2082-nucleotide messenger RNA. RefSeq names its product protein DETOXIFICATION 40. Gene Ontology annotation, molecular function: antiporter activity; xenobiotic transmembrane transporter activity. Gene Ontology annotation, biological process: xenobiotic detoxification by transmembrane export across the plasma membrane. Gene Ontology annotation, cellular component: membrane. NCBI's taxonomy places the organism in Eukaryota, Viridiplantae, Streptophyta, Magnoliopsida, Malpighiales, Euphorbiaceae. The record is from RefSeq and is a predicted model, not a curated record.